CAGGUGCGGGCUCUGAAAUUACCACACUACCCUUUCAUCUUAACGAACUCUCCUUUUUAAAAGCACUUUGAUCAAACGAUCAAAUGUUCUCACAUUUUUUACACAUUCAAACUUCACUGUCGCGUUCUUCUCAAGCUGAUGACUUCGAACGGAAAUGUCCACGCCGCCCUCGCCGCCGGAAAAUUAUUCUCCGCCGCUCCCACGCCGUCCCCCUGGCGCGGUGUCUCCGGCUUUAGUGAAGUACAAAGUAGUAGGCUCAAGUUAUCUCUUCCGCUUCCUUCUGUACUCAAAGAUCAUUUUAGAGUUGUUGAUGGUCCGCCUAGCUCUGCCGCUGGAAAUCCAGAUGAAAUUAAAAACCUUUUUCCAAAUUUGUUUGGCCAAUCGUCGGUAAUGCUCUUACCUGGAGGAAGUUCAAGUGAAGACAACAAGAGUUUGAGGAUUGGUGUUGUUCUCUCGGGAGGACAAGCACCGGGUGGACACACUGUGAUUUCCGGAAUUUUUGAUUAUUUACAGGAACGCGCUAAGGGUAGCAAAAUGUACGGUUUCAAGGGUGGUCCGGCUGGGAUAAUGAAGUUUAAAUAUGUUGAACUGACUUCAGAUGUUAUUAAUACUUAUAGAAAUCAGGGAGGCUUUGAUAUGAUCUGCAGUGGCAGGGAUAAGAUCGAAACUCCAGAACAGCUUAAGCAAGCUGCAGACACAGUUCAAAAACUUGAUCUGGAUGGUCUUGUAGUUAUAGGUGGGGAUGAUUCAAAUACAAAUGCUUGCAUUCUUGCUGAAUAUUUUAGGGUUCAAAAUCUUAAAACUCGAGUCAUCGGAUGCCCCAAGACAAUUGAUGGUGACUUAAAGUGCAAAGAAGUUCCAAUAAGUUUUGGAUUUGAUACUGCAACCAAGAUAUAUGCAGAACUGAUUGGAAAUAUUAUGGUAGAUGCUCGCUCAACUGGAAAAUACUAUCAUUUUGUGAGACUUAUGGGCCGUGCAGCUUCUCAUAUUACGUUGGAAUGUGCAUUGCAGACUCAUCCAAAUAUUACAAUUAUUGGAGAAGAGGUUGCUGCCCAGAAUCUUACAUUAAAAAAUGUCAUGGGUUAUAUUACCGACAUAAUCUGUAAACGUGCAGAACUUGGUUAUAAUUAUGGUGUCAUACUUAUACCUGAAGGUCUUAUUGAUUUCAUUCCAGAGGUUCAACAACUUAUUUCAGAGCUUAAUGAAAUCCUAGCCCGUGAUACCGUGGAUAAAGAAGGUGUUUGGAAAAAGAAACUUAGAAGCCAAUCUUGCCAGCUGUUUGAAAUUUUGCCUCAAGACAUUCAGAACCAACUACUCCUCAAGAGAGAUCCACAUGGAAAUGUACAGGUUUCCAAGAUUGAAACAGAAAAGAUGCUCAUCCAAAUGAUAGAGACUGAACUGGAGAAGAGACGGCAAGAAGGUUUAUACAACAAAACUUUUAUAGGCCAACCUCACUUUUUCGGUUAUGAGGGUAGAUGUGGGUUGCCUUCCAAUUUUGAUUCUAAUUACUGUUAUGCAUUGGGUUAUGGUGCUGCAGCUCUUCUUCAGUUUGGGAAGACUGGAUUGAUUUCCUCGGUUGCUAAUCUGGGUGCUCCAGUGGAGAAGUGGACUGUAGGUGGGACGGCAUUGACAUCUCUUAUGGAUGUGGAAAGAAGACACGGAAAGUUCAAGCCCGUUAUUAAGAAGGCAAUGGUAGAACUCGAAGGAGCUCCUUUCAAGAAACUUGCAUCCAUGCGAGAUAUAUUGGCUCUGACAAACAGAUAUAUCAGUCCAGGUCCUAUUCAGUUUGUUGGUCCAACAUCAAAUAUCCUCAAUGAAACACUGACACUGGAGCUCGGAGCUCAGGCCUAAUAGCUGCUUUUAGAGAAAAUCGCAAUUUAUUGGGAAUAAUGCUGAUCAACGAUCAAGAAGAAGCCAACUACAACAAAUGCAAAUAAGUCCAGGAUUUCUUCCCAUUGUAAUAUAAUAAUAGCUAAAAAUAAUGAGGGCGCAGCUAAGAAUUAAGAUCCCUCCCUUGUAUAUAGAAUUAUAGAUCACGAGAGCUCUUCUAGUUUUGUUUUUGUACCGACAAAAUCUAGUAAGCUUGUAUCGUGCCUGUUUGGUUAGCAGAAGCUAGAGCUGCUUCUCUAUGAGCCCUUCUGCUUUUCCUGAUCAGAUUGUGUAAAUAAGUAAGAAGCUUUUUUUCGAAACAGAGAAUGCUAACUUUUCUCUCA
Daucus carota subsp. sativus is the source of this 2213-nucleotide messenger RNA. Its product is annotated as pyrophosphate--fructose 6-phosphate 1-phosphotransferase subunit beta. Gene Ontology annotation, cellular component: cytosol. The transcript is spliced from 16 exons. The coding region runs from base 139 to 1851 and encodes 570 amino acids. Lineage: Eukaryota; Viridiplantae; Streptophyta; Magnoliopsida; Apiales; Apiaceae. The record is from RefSeq and is a predicted model, not a curated record. Gene Ontology annotation, biological process: glycolytic process; response to glucose; fructose 6-phosphate metabolic process. Gene Ontology annotation, molecular function: diphosphate-fructose-6-phosphate 1-phosphotransferase activity; 6-phosphofructokinase activity; ATP binding.